Messenger RNA from Acanthamoeba castellanii str. Neff, 2997 nucleotides. RefSeq names its product Lecithin:cholesterol acyltransferase. Lineage: Eukaryota; Discosea; Longamoebia; Acanthamoebidae. The transcript has 26 exons. The record is from RefSeq and is a predicted model, not a curated record. Gene Ontology annotation, molecular function: phosphatidylinositol binding. Gene Ontology annotation, biological process: lipid metabolic process. Gene Ontology annotation, cellular component: cytoplasm. The coding region runs from base 1 to 2997 and encodes 998 amino acids.
AUGGAGAAGAAAGAUCUGGAAAUCCAAUGCACCAACCACAAGGCGUGGGGCAUCGGCAAGACCAAUAUCGCACUCGAGAUCAAACACAAGGACGGCACCCAGUAUUGCAUCUCCCGCACCUACGAUGAAUUUCAGAAUCUGCACAAGACGCUCAAGAAGGAGAUGAAGAAGGACCUGAGGAAGAAGCUGCCCAAGUUCCCCACCGGCAUGUUCGUGAACACGCACGACAAGGCCGCCUUCCUCAGCCGCUUCUUCAAGUUCCUCACCACCGAAGCCGAGUUCUUCGCCCACGCCGCCGUCCAGAAGUUCAUCGAACCUCGCACCAAGCUGCUGCAUUUGGCGGUGACGGCUGGACGCAACAUCAUCGGCAAGACCAAGAAGGGGUCGAAUGUGUUCUGUCGUGUGGCGAUGUAUGAUUCGCAGAAGAAGGUGGGCAAGUCUGUCCGAACGGCCAUCGUGAAGAAGACGCUCAACCCCGUCUGGAAGGAGCCCGAGCCUGUCGUCUAUGAGGUGAAUGAAAAAUCAGACGACCAAGGUGGCGUCACGAUCUCGUGCUGGCACCGCACCUCGUUCGGCCGCAAUCUCUUCCUCGGACGGAUCAACAUUCCGUUCAAUACCAUACCCUACAACAAGAACAUCUCGCGCUGGUUCCCGCUCCACCCCACCCACGGUCGCAAGUCGAACGUGCACGGCGAGAUCAGUCUCAACCUCCACUUCAAGACCAACGCCGAUGGUAAGCCGGAGGACCACCUGACGCCCGAGGAGCGGGAGAUGAAACGCGAGCAGAAGGAGGAACGACAGCGCCGUCGUGCGCACCGUGAGUUGGAGCGCGGCGUGGGCGAGAUUCACCUCCAGUAUUUGUACAACCCGCCGAUGGGAGCGUGGGAGGGCUAUCUCACGCUGAAGGUGGUCGAGGGCCGAAAGAUCAAAAUGCUGGGCGACAAAGUGGUCGAUCCCUACGUCGUUCUUUCCGUUGGCGCCAAUCGCGAGAGAACGAAGACGAAGAAGAGCACGAGCGCGCCCGUGUGGAAUGCGAACUAUUUCUUCUACAUCCCGCCCGAACAGGCGUCCGCCACGUUCGACGUCGACCUCUACGACUGGUCCCUCCUCGGAACGAGCAACUUCGUGGGCGACGCCUCGGUCCUCCUCGAAGACCUCGAGACCGACUUCAUUCAGGACACCUGGUGGGUGAUGUGCGGUCCGCCGUUGACCCAGAAGGGCAUCUCCAAGAAGCUGGGCAAGCAGAUGGCCGAGCAGGGCUACACCCCGAACAUGCCCAUCGUGCUCGUUCCCGGGUUCGCCUCGUCUGGAUUGGAGGUGAUCGAGGGCCACAAGCCCUGGGUCGGCGAUCGCGUGUGGAUCUCGCUCAACAAGAUCGGUCUCCAGAACGUCAAGAGGAAGUUCGACAUUGGGCGAAACAAAAAUGCUUACGACACCCUCGAUUUCGGUACCAAGAACAUUUGGAUCAAGCACCUGUGCCUCCACGGCGACGACUGCCGCAGCGACCCCGCCGGCAUCAAAGUGCGGGCCAUCCAGGGCAAGCAAGCCGUGACCUACCUCGACCCGGGCCUGCUCACGGGCUCCCUCUCCUACGUGAUGGGUCCCCUGGUGGAGAAUCUGGAGUCGCUCGGCUACACGGACGGCGUCAACCUCCUCACGGCGCCGUACGAUUGGCGCCUCCCCUAUUUCUACCUGGAGGAACGCGACGGCUACUUCACCUGGCUCAUGACCGCGAUCGAGAAGAUGGCCAAGCGCGAAAAGAAGCCCGUGGUGCUCCUGGGCCACUCCAUGGGCAACCGAAUCAUCCAGUACUUCUGCCUGUGGGUGGUCAAGCGCACGGGGUCGCGCAGGUGGCUGGACGAGAACGUGCACACGUUCGUCGCGGUGGGUGCGCCGUUCCUGGGCUCGCCCAAGUGCGUGCGUGGCAUGAUCUCCGGCGAUCGGUUCGGCAUGGACCUCCUGCUCUCGUCCCGCGAAGCCAAGGCCUUCGGGCGUACCCUCGGCAGCACCCCCGCGCUCAUGCCCAUCUCGAAGCUGUACAGCGACCCAGCACCGCUACGCAACGCCAACGCCAACGCAGGUGCUGCGCAGCAAUACGACGACCUCGGCGUGGGCGUGAUCUAUGCCAAGCUCGACGAGGCCAAACCGCAUCAGUCCGUUCCCUAUUGGAAGUUCUUCCCCAUCGCCGGCGCCCAGAAAACGGUGGAGAUCUUCAACAAGUACUACGUCAGCGACCCGGUGUAUUCCGAUGGAGGCGACGACGAGAGCGAGUGGCCCAUCGUGGCCGCGCCCCCGCUCAACCGCCUCUACGCCAUCUACGGCACCAACCUCGACACCGAGCGUAUCUACUUCUACCGCCGCAAGGACAAGGAGAAGGAGGCCCAGUGGUGGGUCCUCGACGAGAACCCCCAGUACGACGCCAAGGACCCCAAGCUUGCCUGCCUCAAGAUCGCCGGCGGCGUCGGGUUUGAGACGGCGGAGACUCUGCAGCCGUGCAUAGAGAAGCUCACCGGUCGCAAGGGCUACGCGUCUGGCGACGGAACGGUGACCUACGCGUCCCUCAACCACUGCGCCAGCUGGCGCAAGGAUAUCCCCGAGCUCCGCAUCGACGAGCUCGAAGGCGUGGAACACAGGGAGAUCCUGAACAACCGGCUCUUCUUCAAGAAGCUCAUCGAGUACAUCUGCGACAAGCCCAAGAAGAUCAAGUCGCCCGCGCAACUCACCGUCCGCGGAAAGAAAUACCUCAAGAAAUAUGGGCAGGACGACGAGGUAGACGACAUCGCAGGCGAUCACUCCGACGAGGACGAAGAUGAGAACGGGUCGAAGGAUGACCUCACCCUAACCUCCUCAUCUGAGACCUUCUCGCCCGCCUCCACGCCCACUUCCUCCCCCUACGUCGGCCGAAAAGGUGACCAACCUCGGGACAAUGAGCCGGACAAUGCGCCGCCACUGCACGACGGAUCCGUCAUCAUUCCGCCUCGCCCGCGCGCCAAGUGA